This is a messenger RNA of Fragaria vesca subsp. vesca, 1405 nucleotides long. RefSeq lists its product as uncharacterized. The record is from RefSeq and is a predicted model, not a curated record. Gene Ontology annotation, biological process: microtubule cytoskeleton organization. NCBI's taxonomy places the organism in Eukaryota, Viridiplantae, Streptophyta, Magnoliopsida, Rosales, Rosaceae. The coding region runs from base 94 to 1086 and encodes 330 amino acids. The transcript has 6 exons. Gene Ontology annotation, cellular component: cytoplasmic microtubule. Gene Ontology annotation, molecular function: microtubule binding.
CGGCUCAGUGUGGACUCGAAGCUUUCAUUCUUUGACGCCUGCUCUUCAUUUUCUCACUCUCGGCUUCGCUCUCAGAGUUGAAGGCCAACAGCAAUGUCAGCUCUUAGAGAUCUCAAUACCAUACCUGGAUCUGAGAGGAAGAAUGAAAGCUGUAGCAAAGGAGUCAUAACUAAACCCUUUGCUGGGAAUGCUACUGUAAAUCAUGAAGAGUGCCAGAAGAAAAUCUCUGUCUCUUUGGGUGCCCCUUCUACUAAUGGUGAGGAAGUUGUGAAUGCCGUUGAGGUUGCAAAUACAGAAGUAGAAUACAUCGACUCUGAGAAUUUGAAUGAUGUCGAAGAUGUUGAUUUGAGUCUCAAGACACUCUUAACUGGACUAGACUCUAAAGAUUGGGUUCUGCUUUGUGAAGCACUCAAUACUGUCCGCCGGUUGUCCAUUUUUCACAAGGAAACUAUGCUAGAGAAACUGGGAGAUGUGAUUCCGCUUGUAGUAAGGUCCCUGAAGAAUCCAAGAAGUGCUGUUUGCAAAACUGCGAUUAUGACAUCUGCAGAUAUCUUCAACGCAUACAAUGACAGUAUAGUUGAUUCCCUGGACCCUCUGCUACUACAACUUCUUCUCAAGUCUUCACAAGAUAAACGAUUUGUAUGUGAGGCAGCUGAAAGAGCUUUAGUAGCGAUGACCACAUGGGUUUCCCCCACAUUGUUGUUACCAAUGCUGCAACCAUAUCUCAAGCACAAAAAUCCUAGAAUUCGUGCGAAGGCAUCAAUGUGCUUUUGUCGAAGUGUUCCACGACUGGGUGUUGAAGGUACUAAAGCUUAUGGGAUUGACAAAUUAAUCCAAGUUGCUGCCUCCCAGCUUAGCGACCAGCUUCCUGAAUCAAGGGAGGCUGCUCGAAGCCUCCUCCUUGAGUUGCAGACUGUUUAUGAGAAAUUUCAGAAUCUCUCUCCAACAGCAGUAUCUGAGGAGGUGCAACCCGAGGUGGACUCUUGGGAGAACUUCUGCCAAUCGAAACUCUCCCCACUUAGCGCACAAGCUGUUCUUCGGGUGACCAAUAUCUCUCGGGAAGGUCUUGUUGUUGGCUCCUCUUAACACAUGUUCAUACAACACGGACAAGAUUUAGUACUACUAUCUCCAUUUCCAAACAGUUACGAGCUUAGCAAGCCUACAUCUGCCCUUGCUUGUUGCUUUGGUUUGAUAUCAUCAAUUUCAAUUUCUGUUUCUCUUUUCUUUCUUUCUUUCUUUUUCGCGUCUGUAUAUACUUUCAGGUGUUGAGAUUGAGAUGUUUAUAAUUGGUGAAAGUUAGUAAACAAGUCAUAGCCAUGCAUUCUUUUGACAUCGGUUGAAUGUCCAGUCUUGUAUCACGUUAUCUCCGGUUGAUAAAUUUUGGAUUACUUUUUGCCUGCUGAUC